UUGUUUUUGCAGUGAAGAAAUGUAUGCGCCUUUUGUGGAAGAAGGUUAUUAAAUAAAUAAUGACGGUUCCGGGUAGUGGUUCUGGUUGAGGGUCGUGUCAUGAUUCCGUCCUGCAUCAGACUCGGAGGGGCAUAAGUGCGCCGAGGAUGGGCUCUAUUCCCCGUGUCCCGACGCUAUGUUUAAUGUUCCCCUGGUCCAGAAGGACCCAGCGAGGCGACCCUCCUCGGCUCUAGUCUAGGCUCCGGUCCGCACUACGCUGAGGGUCUGGGAGGAUGAUGUACUCCUCAUAAAGGGUCGUCUUCAGGGUAGUCUCCCGACGUGUACCCAUUCUCACGGAAAUCGUAGCUUGACAUUCGUAUAGCAGCUGUCCGCUGGAUCUCACUGGCUAGUCCCAGAGCUAGCUGCUCUGAGGCUAAGCUAGUCGAGCUAGCGGCUCUGACAUGGUGCACCGAGGCUAAGCUACUAGAGCUAGCUGCUCUGAGGCUAAGCUACUAGUGCUAAGUGCUGUGACAUGGUGCGCAGGGCUGUGAUGGCGACGUGACACAGUCCGACCGUGAGCAAAGCGGGAAGGAACCACACGCAUUGUGUUGCUUCCUGCUCCCGGUUCUACGGACGCUGGAUCGUGACGGUCCGGCAGUAGACCGACACGACCGACCCGUAACCCUGAUUUAGACCGCCGUGCGGGCCGUCUAGAGGAACCGUCGCCGUACUUUUGUGUCUCCGCCACAUAUGAGAAUUAAAGCUUCGAGCUGGACGACCUCAAAUAGCCUUAAGAUGAAGGCGGUGGAUGAGCCAGCCUACCUGACUGUAGGGACCGACGUCAGCGCCAAGUACAGAGGGGCCUUCUGUGAAGCUAAGAUCAAGACUGUGAAGCGCCUGGUCAAAGUGAAGGUGGUCCUGAAGGGGGAGAGUACAUCCCAGGUGGUCCAGGAUGACCAGGUUAAAGGAGCGCUGAGGAUUGGUUCCACGGUGGAGGUGAGGACCAAUGAGGGACCCUCCACGCAGGCGGUCAUCAGCAAGCUGACGGACGCCAGCCUGUACACCGUGGUGUUUGAUGAUGGUGAUGAGAAGACUCUCCGUCGUACGUCCCUGUGUCUGAAGGGAGAGAGACACUUUGCAGAGAGUGAGACUCUGGACCAGCUUCCGUUGACCAACCCAGAACAUUUUGGAACUCCAGUGAUCGGCAAGAAGUCGAACCGCGGUGGCCGACGCUCCUCCCAGCCUGUGGCUGACGAGGAGCAUCACUCUUCGUCCAGCGAGGAGGACGAGGAGGACCGGCGGAGGCUGAAGGACGACAUCCUGGGGAAGGUCUGCUGUGUCCAGGACACCAGCGACCGCUCAGGCUGGUACCUAGCGCUGGUGGUGUCUCCCAGCUGCUCAGACGAGAUGAUGGUGAAGAAAGACCAAUGUCUCAUCAGAUCCUUCUCGGACUCCAAGUUUUCCACAGUUUCCAGGAAAGACGUCCAUGUUGUCGCGGCCGACGCCAUCACGAGGCCGGAGUUCUCCUGCAGGAAAGGCCACAAGGCAGCCGUGUCCUUCCUGAGGAGCCAGGAGGUCCCCGAGCUGUGGAAGAUGGACAUGAGCCAGAUCCUCGACUCCUCCUCCAGCGACGAGGACGAGGAGGUCGGCGGGCGGGAGAAGGACAGCGAGGAGGAGGAAGAGGGGAAGAAGAAGAGGAACAUCAAAGAGGAGCCUGAAGAAGAGGCAGACCCAGAAGAGAGAGACCACUUCCUGCAACAGCUCUACAAGUUCAUGGAGGACCGAGGCACUCCCAUCAACAAGCCCCCCGUCCUGGGCUACAAGGACCUGAACCUGUUCAAGCUCUUCCGGCUGGUGUUCCAGCUGGGGGGAUGCCACAAAAUCGAGAGCGGCACCGUGUGGAAGCAGGUGUACGUGGACCUCGGGAUCCCCGUCCUGAACUCUGCUGCCUCCUACAACGUGAAGACGGCCUACAGGAAGUACCUCUACGGCUUCGAGGAGUACUGCCGCUCAGCCUCCAUCACCUUCAGGACCAUCCAUCACAACAACCCCCGCCCCCCCUCCGCGCUGGCCAGCCCCGCGCCGGAGGAGGCGGAGCCCAAGGACCCCGGGCCAAUCAGGGUCCAGGCCGCCGUGGAGAAGGAGGAGCCAGAGUCGGACGGCGAAAGAGGAGGAGGAGGAGGAGGAGGAGGAGGAGGAGGUCUAAGGCGGAGCCUCCCGUCACCCAGGGGGAGGCGGCGGUGGCCAGGGAAGUCUGACCGCCGGGACAGCAUAUCCCAGAUGGAGAGGGACAGACUGAAGGAGGAGCGAGGGGACGGCCUGUCCCGGAUGGAGAGGGACAGACAGGAGCGAGGGGACGGCCUGUCCCGGAUGGAGAGGGACCGACUGAAGGAGGAGCGAGGGGACGGCCUGUCCCGGAUGGAGCGGGACCGACUGAAGGAGGAGCGAAGUGGAGAGACGAGCGGGGAGGAGCAGAGGGAAGGAGAGCGAGUACCGCCCAGGAGACGCAGCCAUCGUCGCCACGACGACUCGGACAAGGAGUCCGGGGAGGACGAGGAGGAGGAGGAGGAGGAGGAGGAUGAGGACGAAGACGUAGAGCGACGGAGAGAAAGGGGUGAGGGGGAGGAGGGGGAUGAGGAUGAAGACUCGUUGAUGGGUACGAAGGUCAGGGUGAAGUACGGCAGAGGGAAGAGCCAGAAGAUCUACGAGGCCAACAUCAAGAAGAUGGACAGCGAUGACGGAGACCAGAUCUACCUGGUGCACUACUAUGGCUGGAACGUCAGGUAUGAUGAGUGGGUGAAGGCCGAUCGCAUCAUCUGGCCCGUGGACAAAGGAGCCACCAAGAGGAGAACUCGGAAGAAACUCAAGAACAAGGAGGACGGCGACCGGGGGGGGGAGGAGGAGAAGGGGCUGAUGAAGCCGGGGAGCGGGAGGCGCGGCCGGCCCCAGACGCGGACCCCUCCCUCCACCAGCUCCGUCCGAAGCUUCUCCAAGACGCCCAGCAGCGACGGCCAGGGCCGCCGGAACGAGAGCUCUCCCACCACGGCCAACGGAGACGAAACCCCACGAAGGCGCAACAGAAUGUCUGGCGUGUACGACUCGGACCGGCCCUCCUACGAGGAUUCUGGGAACUCGUCGGAAGACAGCGGGUCAGAGGAUGCUCCGCCCCAUCUCCGGGAGGAGGUGGACCUUAACGAGGAGGAGGAGGAGGGGCCUAAGGCUGAGGCCGAGCUUAAAGAGGAGGAGCCUGAGGAGGAGCUGGACCUUAAGGAAGACACUGCUCUCUCGGGGGAGGGGCUCAAGGAGGAGGCGGAGCUAAGCGGGUCGGACGUUCUGCCCCCCGCUGGCAACACGGCCGUUGCUACGGCAACGGUGGAACCGGCUACCGCUGCUGCAACCCCAUGUCCCAGUGUCCCUCAGGAGCAAGAGGACAGGGGCCAAUCAGAAAGGAAGGAGCCUCAGAGGGGGGAGGAGCCCGAAUCUGGGGGUGCAAUGUCUCCUAGCCACAACAAGAUGUCUCCUAGCCACAACAAGAUGUCUCCUAGCCACAACAAGAUGUCUCCUAGCCACAACAAGAUGUCUCCUAGCCGAAAGAUGUCACCUAGCAACCUCAAGAUGUCUCCAAGCCACAACAAGAUGUCUCCUAGCCACAAGAUUUCUCCUAGCCACCUCAAGAUGUCUCCUUGUCUCCCGGAUAAGCAGCUGGACUUGUCUCUUGAAGCCUCUCCCAAGCCCAAAGGUCGCAGGUCAAGUGCAAAAGAGAUUGGUGCUGAAACUCCACCAAGAGCCCCGCCCACAAGCUCAAUGACCCCGCCCUCAAGCUCACUGACCCCUCCCACAAGCUCAAUGACCCCUCCCACAAGCUCAAUGACCCCUCCUACAAGCUCAAUGACCCCGCCUACAAGCUCAAUGACCCCGCCUACAAGCUCAAUGACCCCGCCUACAAGCUCAAUGACCUCGCCCACCAGCUUAAAAACUCCGCCCAUCAGUUCAAUGACCCCGCCCACCAGCUCAAUGACCCCGCCCACCAUCUCAAUGACCUCGCCCACCAGGCCAAUCACCCCGCCUACCUGCACUAUGACCACGCCCAAUAGUUCAACGACCCCUCCCUCCCACACAAUGACUCCUCCCCCUUGCCCAAUGACCACGCCCAGCCACACAAGGUCUCCGCCCUCCAGUAGAAUGACUCCACCCAUGAGCUCCAUGACUCCUCCCACUACAGCAGUGAGCCCUCCCACCAGUGCGGUCACCUCGCCCAAAAACACAAGGAUUCUGCCCCCUGCCGCCGUGGCAACACCCACCAAGGUCAUGGCCCCGCCCUCGAACCAUACGACUCCUCCCACUCACGCGGUGGCUCCUCCCACCCACGCUGUGACCACUCCCACCGGUGCCGUGACUCACGCCAGCCAGCUGGCGCUGUCUCCUCUGCGGGGCGGCCUGUUGAAGAGGCAGGACGAGCCCAUGGUGGUCCUGCACUGCCUGCCGGCGCAGCACCUCCCCCCGGAGCCCCCCCCCUCCCUGGACUCGGACACGGACUCGGCCCCCGAGGACGACUCCCUGGGGCCCGACGACGACGGGCUGGCCCUGUGGGGGGGCAACAUGGUCAACAUGGCCAAGCGCAAAGCCCUGGAGCAGCCCGGCGCCGACAAGAAGGUCCGCCUGGAGCAGCCCCCCCAGGACGGCCCGCGCCACGUGACCCCCCGACUGCCCCACCUCCAGGCCCAGACCCCCCCCAGGGCGGCUCCGGUGCUCGCUCAGACGCCCCCGAGACCGGCUCAGACGCCCCCUAGGCCCGCCCACAUCCUGCCGCAGACGCCCUCUAGACCCGCCCACGUCCUGCCCAAGACGCCCCCCAGACCCGCCCACAUCCUGGCUCAGGUGGCGGUUGUCCCGCCCUCGGAAGCCCGGGCCAGGGGGGCGGAGUGGAGGGAGGAGCAAGCCCCGCCCCCGCCGGCCGCUAGAGGGGCCGUCCUCCACCCGGCCCCGCGACCGGGCCCCACGGAGCAGCUCCUCCACCCCCAGGCCCAGCAGAGUCUCUCCAUACAGCACCGGCAGGGCCCCCCCGCGCAGCAGGGCCCCCCCACCGCGCAGCUCCAUCAGCAGGCCCAGCCGCAGCAGAGCGCGGCGCCGGAGGAGAUGGGCCCCCAGAUGGACCCGGAGGCCCUGGUGUGCCACGAGGUGGACCUGGACGACCUGGAUGAGAAGGAGAAGGCGCCGCCCUCAGGGAAGCUGCUCUACCAGAGCCCCGUCCCGGCUCCGCCCCCUCCCCCGGCCCCGCCCACAGCGGACCAGCCCCGCCUCCAGGAGGAGGGCCUGGAAGACCAGCCCAACCUGUCGCCCUACGAGGGCAAGGACCGGGGUCAGAAGCGGCUACUGGACGGGAACCAGAACCCGUCGGCCAAGAAGGCCAAACGCAGCCAGAAGAGCACCGACGCCGGGGGCAAGACGGACCGCAACGGCACUGCCCAGAGCAGUGACAGCGAGGACCCCUCGGCCCCGGACCCGCCCCUGCUGCCGGACCAGACCAAGCUGUGUACCCCCGUGAAGCAGGCUCUCUCCAGGGCGGGGAAGCCCAGCCGCUCCCCCCAGAUGUCCUCCCCGCACCGGACCUACAAGUGGUCCUUCCAGCUCGACGAGCUGGACAGGAUGUCCAGCAGUGAGCGCGUCUCCUUCCUGCAGGACAAGCUGCAGGAGAUCAGGAAGUACUACCUGAGCCUCAAGUCGGAGGUGGCCUCCAUCGACCGGCGCCGCAAGAGGCUCAAGAAGAAGGAGCGGGAAGUGUCCAACACCACAGUGUCGACCUCAUCGGGGUCAGAGGGCAUGACCCCUCCCCAGAGCUCUGUGGCAGUGGAGUGCAGGUGAUGACACGCCCCCUCCCUCCCCCCCCUCUCGCUGGGGGCUCCGGAACACCUGAUUGGUUUACUGAAUAGCACCUGUACCCGCCCACCCAGGACGCAAGGCCAACCCUCCAAUGGCAGGGAGUAGGUGUCACCCGGUUUCCAUGGUAACCCCCCCCCCCCCCCCCUUCCGAGACAUAUGACGUAUUUAUUCCCUCUUUUCUACAUCUGCUUCCGGCUCCAUGGACAUAAAUUUGAAAGAUGCAUUUUACACAACUGUAAAUGAUUUCUAUAAUUUUUGUAUGAAAGCCACCUUUGUAGCGGUAUAUUCAGAAUGAUUGUUUUCUAUGUUUUUGUUAGAGCUCCAGAGAGCCGUGUAAAUACUGAACCGUGACCUUGUUGUAUCUUUAUGUAAAAUAAAAACAGAGCUCUCCGUUUCUAAUAAAGCUUUUAAAUAUUACCACCCUCUCGCCUCCUCACAUGACCAGCAGGGACCUCAAUGUGUACUAUAUGUAUUCUAUGUU
Messenger RNA from Gadus chalcogrammus (walleye pollock), 6340 nucleotides. It is a transcript of the gene arid4a, whose product is annotated as AT rich interactive domain 4A (RBP1-like). Gene Ontology annotation, biological process: regulation of transcription by RNA polymerase II. NCBI's taxonomy places the organism in Eukaryota, Metazoa, Chordata, Actinopteri, Gadiformes, Gadidae. Gene Ontology annotation, cellular component: nucleus. Gene Ontology annotation, molecular function: transcription cis-regulatory region binding. The coding region runs from base 730 to 5841 and encodes 1703 amino acids. The record is from RefSeq and is a predicted model, not a curated record. The transcript is spliced from 25 exons.